Messenger RNA from Anguilla rostrata (American eel), 5214 nucleotides. RefSeq names its product R-spondin 1 (gene rspo1). Bases 1395 to 2219 code for a protein of 274 amino acids. The transcript has 7 exons. NCBI's taxonomy places the organism in Eukaryota, Metazoa, Chordata, Actinopteri, Anguilliformes, Anguillidae. The record is from RefSeq and is a predicted model, not a curated record.
AGGGUAUUUAGGACGCAAUGUGCAAGACAACGGUGUCUGUCAUAAACAGUCACAUAACCCUGCACGCAACAAAACGAUCUCCUUGUUCCUAUUCUAGUCCAGCACGGGUUUUUCCUCUUGCAUGACGUGGUGCGCUCAGAGGGGCGGGGCUAACUCAACCUUUUGCACGCCGAGGCUGCACAAGAUGAGGUUGGAUGCUGACUUCCCGCGGCUGUGACUUACUGCGCUGAGUUGGAUGCUUUCCUGCACUUUAAAGAGGAUUUAUGUGGAAAUCGCUUUGAAAUGACCGGAGAGAGCAUCCAUAUAAAUAAUACCUCUGUAGAUGGCAAAAAACAGAGAUUGUUGCGAUGAAACACUCAAUUGUUCUUGGGAUUUUUUUUAAGUGCCGUUGCUUGUUUUAUUUUAAAAAGUAGGCUAUAUGCUCCCUCUCGCUUUACCUUACUGCUGCGAAGAAUACGUUCAACAAAGUUGAAGCUCAUUUUGUUGAACAACCAGAGGAACAACCAAGUAAACAGAAACAGCAAAAUAAUUAAUAGAUAAAUAGGUAACUGUCCUUACUCGCGUUUGGAGCUGUCUUGUAGGAGGAGUUCGUUUAAACCUUACAAGUAACGGAUUUUCCCCCUUAUAAAAGAAGAUUUGAACGCAGCUACCCAUUGGAACGCUGCGCGUGGGACUGGCGGUGACUACCUAACAGGUCCUGGCACUGACGGAUGCCCUGUUGUCACGCAUAGUCCAGAUCUUUCCUCUUUCCUUACCCCCCCUCUUCUUCCACCACCAAUCCAAUACACCCACCCACCACACUACUCACCACACUCUCCCCUCCUGCCCACCCCCCCCGCCCCCCCAAAGCAUUGCAAAUAAGACCUGCUCUCCCCGGGCCUCAGACGCUCAAACAGCACACACACUUUCCCUCUCUCUUUCUUCCUCUCUGCAUGAGCUGCCUCCCUCCUCCGGAGUCCCGCGAUCUUCAUGGGUUGAAGAGGAGCUGAAGAGCCGACAGUCUUCCUCCUGCUCCUCGUCCUCGUCGUUCCUCCUCAUCCUCAUCCUCCUCCUCGUGCGGACGCAGCCUCCCCGCAGCCUCCCGUUUUGGGGGAGGGCGCCAUGGCCCCAGCCUCUGGCGUGUUUGGACUUGCAGCCGCGGCGGCGGUCGGAGGGAGAAUAGCGGGUCGCUGCCAGUGAGCGGGCGGUCGCGACACCACCACCCCGCACAAGAUCGCCACCACCCCCACCUCCGCAGGACCACCCCCACCCCCACCUCCGCAGGACCACCCCCACCCGUGCAGCAGCAGCAGCACCACCCCGCGCCCCUGUCUCAGAGUGGAAGGGGUCCCGCCCGUUUAGCGCGCCUGGACUGGGGUCGGGGGGGGGGGGCCCCGCAGGGCCCGGCAGUGAGCAUGCAGCUGGGAUUGAUGGCGGUGCUGAUCUUCCUCAGCUCCGCGGAGAACGGCGGCACCACCCGGGACCCCAAGGACCGGAGACAGAGGCGGAUAAGCACUGAGGUCCCGCCCUCCUGCUCGCGCGGGUGCGAGCUGUGCUCGCAGUACAACGGGUGCCUGAAGUGCCUGCCCAAACUCUUCAUCCUGCUGGAGCGCAACGACAUCCGCGAGAUCGGCGUGUGCCUCUCCUCCUGUCCCGAGGGCUACUUCGGGGUGCGCAACCCCGACAUGAACAAGUGCACCCGGUGUCGAAUAGAGAACUGCGAGGCCUGCUUCAGUAAAGGUUUUUGCACAAAAUGUAAAGAGGGCCUGUAUUCCCUUAGGGGGCGCUGUUACAACAGCUGCCCCAAGGGCUUCAGCACCACUAACGGCACCACAGAGUGCAUCAGUACAGUGCAAUGCGAGCUGGGGGAGUGGGGCCCCUGGGGGCCCUGCAUGAAGAAGAACAAGACCUGCGGUUUUAGGAAGGGGACCCAGGUCCGGUCCCGCGAGCCCACGCAGACCCCCAGCCCGGACACUGUCCCGUCUCCCGUCACCCCGGCGACCUGCUCCCCGGAGACGGAGAGCCGCAGAUGCACCGUGCGGAAGGUGCCCUGCGCUGGGGGCAAAGAGAAGGGGAAGAACAAGAGCGAGAGACGAGAGGAGAGCAAGAACAGAGAGAACAAAGAGAACGGGAAGAACAGGAGCCGAGAAGCCAAAGACGGGCGAGCGGGGGGGAAACGCAAGAAGGGCCAAAAUCGGGCCACGCCCACCCCCGCCUUCACACCCAGCGGCACCAACUAACCCACCGAGGGAAGGGCCUAUAUAUACAUAUAUAUCUAUACAUGCACAUAUAUGCAUAUAUAUAUGUGUAUAUAUGUAUAUAUAUGUAAAAGAAAGAUGUGAAACCAGAUAAACUCACUAAUGAAGAAAAGGGUUUGUGCUGCUAUAAUGCAUUUAGAAGAAGAUUUUGCCAAGAGAACUGGAGGAUUGCUGCAAUAAAUAAGGAACAGUUCUGAAGUGGGCGGGGGGUUGGGGUCGAGACGGAGCAGGGUCGCAGACCUGCCGUACGGACAGACGGACAGACGGACAUUUUCCGGGACAUUCUAUCUGCGAUGGGAGGGUCCCGUGGUUUGGGAAUCCUGUGUGGUUUUCCUUUGAGAACGUAACGGGGGCCGAGGUUUGUCACGGCAUUGGUUCUUUUAUUUUAUUUCCUUGGUUUUUCUCUCGUGAACAGAUUAACAGACUUUGGAUGAAAGAGGUCUAAGGUUUGGAGGGUAAACUCUAAGAGAAGUUAAUGCUGGAGGCCCAGCAGAGAUGGCGGGGGGGACGGGGGACGGGGAUGUUUAAAUUCACAGCAUUUGCAUUGUUGUUUGAAAUUCUGAAAUUUUAUUUUAAUGACGCUUUUGUUUUUCAAACGUGGAAUGCUACAGCACACAUCCAGCGCUGUAACAGUAAGGGAAGUCUGGGGACGUUGUUUAAACUUAAUAUUUGAGGCUGGGGGGGGGAAGGAGAUGGGGGUAGGGGAUGAACAGUAUUAAAACAUUUUAUUUUUUAUUUCAAAUUUAUAAUGAAACGAAAAAAAGCACUGGAACUAAAUAGUGGCUUGUUGGAAAAAAAAGGUUUUGCUGAAUAGUUCAAGAAGCAGGCCCCAUAUCCAGAUUUGUUUGUUUGUCAAAACCCACCAUCUUAAUUUCUUAGUUGACAAAACAUUUUUUGAUUAAGAAAAUGAAAGCAUAUACUGUGUGUGUGUGUAUAUAUAUAUAUACACACACACACACACACAUACAUAUAUAGGUGGGUGUGUGUGUAUGUAUGUAUGUGUGUGCAAAAUGCUAACUGUUAGCUUGUCCUGUGGAACAGUGAAUCUGCUCGGAAGAGGAGAGAACCAAUGGUGACGUAUCCCAUAUUAUUUUCCGCGAUAAUCAAAGGCCUUUGGUUUAGUAUAAGCCUUCUACUGCUGCUGAAGGAGCCAUGUAUGUCUGCAGAAAGGGUCGCAAACAUUGCCCAGCCUGUGUUCUGUAUUACGAAGGUGAGUUUCUGAAGAAAGACGUUUUUUUUUGUGUGUGUGUCAUAUAGUCAAUGACAAGUAGGACUGCAAAUGUUCUUUCUCUGAUGGAGAGGACCAAAAGACUGUUUUCUUUGUACAGUUUUCUCUGUGCUGUCAUCACGUAGUUAAGCUUGACUUGGAUACUUUUAUUUUUGCAUUACACCAAAUACUAGCCUCGUAAAAAAAGAUAUCCAUAUGCAUUGUGGCUUGUGACACUGAAAUGCAGUUUUUUUGUUGUUAUUAUUAUUAUUAUUAUUAUUAUUAUUAUUAUUGUAUCUCAUAAUUUCUGUGACCGCUGUGGAUACAGUAUAAAAGAGGGUACUAUAUGCUAAAUUUACAAAAAGAGUAAAUGCAGUUAACACACCAACUGAAACAUUCUACAAUAUGCUCGUUGUUUUCAAGUCUGUUUAACAUGUAACGGAGCUUGGCUUGUGUGACAAAUGUUCAUUUAUUUUAUUUUCCUGUUUGGCUCAGCUGUGUAUGUAUAAUGUUGAUUUCCCUUCCAAUACCUGAACACUAUACAGGAGUCCACGCAGUGGCACGCCCAGGUACAUUUCAGAACCAUUGGGGUCCGUUCCAACUUCGUCUUCCAUUUGGUUCAGAAAAUAUCCAGAAAGUUCCCCAAGUAAUCUUAGAAAACAAAAAAAAGAGGUCACAGAAAAAUGUUCCCAUGUGAGAUAGCUACCAAACAAACACCCCCCCCCCCCAAUGGUUACCAUUUAUUAUUGAUUUAUUAUUGUAUAACAUAACUAUUUGAGUUAAAGAUUUAUUCAACAUUGUUAACCCAAGAAAGUGAGUGUCAGUGUGACCCGUACACUGAUCUGCUUUUAUACCAGAUUUGAUACUGCAGAACAGCAGCAGCCCUGUUCCUUGCAACCUAAAACACCGUAUUGGGUACACCUGGGAACAUUUACACAUUUUGGGACCGUUCACCCUGGCACUUCAAACGCUGUUCAUUCUGGUGAACAAUAAUUAUUAUUUGGGAUUUUAUCUGCAUCGAAUUUUAUUUUAAGGGCCUUCUAGACAAUUGGAUAAUGUUGAAUAAACAUGAAAUUACAUAAGAACUACCAGUGAGCAUUACUUGUUUUUGAAAGACUCAAUACACAGAUAGUAUAUGUGUAGUAAACAUGUAAUAAGUAUAUAACUAAUGAUUUCCAUAUUGUUUCUUGAUAAAGUACCACUUUGGUCUGAAAGUAACUCAAGCUUACAUAACUAUCAGUUAUGUGGCAUCACUGUUUCAUAUUUUAAUAAUUAAAACAACAUUUGAACAGAAGUGUAUACUAUUAAAAUUAUUUCUAAAUUGCAUUAUUUAAACUGAAGGUUUAUUUAAUAAGUUUUACCUGCUUACUAUCUAUUUGCUGAAUACUUUUGAAAAUAAGUUAUGCUUAGUUUAUUGUUUGCAAUGUUUUAAAUUUAAUAGCAGUUUCGAUGGGCUCUUAAUGUAAACUGUGGUCCAGUCGCUCAAAAUUAGAACAUGUUUCCUCUGCAUUCAAAGUUCUGACUGGUAGAACACUUAAACCUGGUUCUGUUUUCCUGUGCAUGUAAGAGCACAAUCAGAGUUGCCAUCGGUAGAUGAGAGAAGUGCUCUGCUUGUGCUGUAAAGGUAUUGGAGGGUCAAAUGUUGAUAUCGCAGCUGAGAGAACAUCUUUAAAAAGGUACGGGAGGAACAAACGCUUCUCUGCAAUUAUUUGACACAUAAUCCAUGCUCAGAGUUCAGUUUUGAUGUGCUCAAUACAAUAUCCGAUGUUA